UGUCUCUUGGGUCGUGCUGUUUUUUGUUAAGUUGUUUGAACUGUUUAAUUUAUCUCGUAAUGUCUUCUCGGCCUGCAAACGUUGAUUUGUAUUCCAUACUCGGAGUCUCCAAAUCCGCCUCAAAUGGAGAAAUCAAAAAGGCAUAUCAUAAACUCGCCAAAGAAAACCAUCCUGACAAGAACCCUAAAGCUGGUGAGAAGUUCAAAGAAAUCAGUUUUGCAUAUGAAGUCUUAUCAAAUCCUGAGAAACGAGAAAUAUACAAUAGACAUGGGAUUCAAGGUCUGAAGGAGAAGUCUGGUCGAGAUGGGGCAUUUCCAGGGGAUAUAUUUGAGGGAUUUUUUGGAGGAUUUGGAGGAUUGUUUGGUGAUCCAUUUGGUUUUGGGGGGGUGAGGGGUGGAAGUCGACGACAAAGAGGAGAAGAUACAUUACAUCCUUUGAAAGUGACACUGGAAGAUUUGUACAAUGGAAAAACAACUAAACUCAAUCUUAACAAACAAGUCUUGUGCAGUAAAUGUGAUGGAUUAGGUGGGAAACCUGGUGCGACUCAGGCAUGUAGAGGGUGCAAUGGUCGAGGGAUGAAAAUAACGAUGAGGCAACUUGCUCCAGGCAUGGUACAACAAAUGCAAACUGUCUGUCCUGAUUGCCAUGGCGAAGGUGAAGUUAUACACGAGAAAGAUAAAUGCAAAGCUUGUCAAGGUCGAAAAGUUAUAAAAGAAAAUAAAAUCUUAGAAGUACAUAUAGAUAAAGGUAUGAAGGAUGGACAGAAAAUUAUGUUCAGAGGAGAAGGAGACCAAUCGCCAGGAGUGGAACCUGGAGACAUCAUAGUCGUCCUGCAACAGAAGGAGCAUGAGUUCUUCGUUCGUCAAGGGAUUAACUUGAUUUGUCAACACACCAUAGGCAUCACUGAAGCACUCUGCGGCUUCAGCUUCACCAUCAAACAUCUGGAUGGCAGGGAUCUCGUCAUAUCCAAUCCUGCAGGAGACGUUAUAUCACCUGGUAACAUGAGGAGAGUGCUGAGUGAGGGUAUGCCCCUUCAUAAGAAUCCAUUCGAGAGAGGUGACCUUAUUGUCAAGUUCAACAUUGAAUUUCCAUCUAACAAGUUCAAUACUGAAUCUAGAUUGAAGAUGCUCGAAUCAUUCCUACCAGCACGAGAGGACGACGGCCCACUACCAACAGGCGAACACGUUGAAGAGGUCGAUAUGAAUGAUUUUGACGCAAAUCAUGACCAACCAGGAAGUCGCAGGGAGGCAUAUCAUGAGGAUGAGGACGACGACGAGUCAGGACAACCCGGCAUGAGCAAUGUACAGUGUGCACAUCAGUAAAUCUCUGGCAACGCAUGCAUAUAUUUCAAAUAAUUUUUUAUUUACUGCUAGGAAUUAAUUUUUUAUUAGUUCAAUUGACGUUGUUAAUGAUUAUUUACAAUCGUUUGGUGUGGUAUUAGAGCACGGAGUUUAGUGGACUUGUGAAACAUCGGUUGUUUUUGUAAGAUGCUUUUCAAAUUUUAUUACUUUCAGAAAUAGGACAUUGCAACAAUCUUUUCAUAUUUAAUUCGUUAACCUUCUGUUCUUUUACAUUUUUUCAAUUGAAGUGUUUGUAUGUUGCAUAUUAUUAUUAUUAUUAUUUUGUCAACAAGAAUUUGUUUUUAUGUACUUA
Messenger RNA from Helobdella robusta, 1653 nucleotides. RefSeq lists its product as hypothetical. The transcript is spliced from 11 exons. The coding region runs from base 60 to 1322 and encodes 420 amino acids. Lineage: Eukaryota; Metazoa; Annelida; Clitellata; Rhynchobdellida; Glossiphoniidae. The record is from RefSeq and is a predicted model, not a curated record. Gene Ontology annotation, molecular function: ATP binding; Hsp70 protein binding. Gene Ontology annotation, cellular component: cytoplasm; cytosol. Gene Ontology annotation, biological process: response to heat; protein refolding.